UCACUAUCAGUCCACCUUCAUCCUUUGUGGUUCAACCAUCAAUCAACCAGAUACAAUGAAAACUAUUGUUUUAGUGUCUAUGCUGGUCGCAGUGGCUUUCGCCACUCCUCAGGCUCCGACAGAGCCCAUUCCCAUCGUUCGGCAGGACAGCCAGGUCAACGGGGAUGGUUCCUACCAGUACUCGUACGAAACUGGAAAUGGGAUCAGCGCGGACCAGAAAGGUGAACUGAAGAAGGUGGGAGACGUGGAAGCUCUGGACGUGCAGGGCCAAUACCAGUAUCCCGGCGAGAACGGCAACAUCCAGUUGACUUACACGGCCGACGAGAACGGCUUCCAGCCCCAGGGCGCGCACCUGCCCACUCCCCCCCCGGUGCCCGAAGCCAUCCAGCGGGCGCUCGCCUACAUCGCCACUGCCCCCCCUCAGCCAAGUCCGUCACAGUAACUCGGUCAACGGAUCUCAAUUAAAAGUCACUAAUCAAUAGUGAUCGUGAUAAAAUUUUUGUAUUUUUAUACCAAUUACUGUCAUAAUGGUAAUAUAUUAAAGUCAUACAAUUUA
Ostrinia nubilalis (European corn borer) is the source of this 556-nucleotide messenger RNA. Its product is annotated as endocuticle structural glycoprotein ABD-4-like. Bases 56 to 442 code for a protein of 128 amino acids. The record is from RefSeq and is a predicted model, not a curated record. Gene Ontology annotation, cellular component: chitin-based extracellular matrix. The transcript has 2 exons. Lineage: Eukaryota; Metazoa; Arthropoda; Insecta; Lepidoptera; Crambidae. Gene Ontology annotation, molecular function: structural constituent of chitin-based larval cuticle.